Molecule: messenger RNA, 5242 nt
Organism: Silurus meridionalis
Lineage: Eukaryota; Metazoa; Chordata; Actinopteri; Siluriformes; Siluridae
Gene: sdc3
Product: syndecan 3
Exons: 5
Coding region: 309-1643 (444 amino acids)
Biological process (GO): cell migration
Cellular component (GO): cell surface; membrane
Source: RefSeq, a predicted model, not a curated record
ACAGUGUAAGAGAGAGAGAGAGAGAGAGAGAGAGGUUGGAUCUUGCUAAUUGUGAGUCCAAAAGGACCCGAGCACCAAAAGUCAGUAGAAGACAGGCCGUGCGCUGCUGCUUGUCUCGCGGUCUUGGUGUGCAUUUAGAGGGGAUUAGUUUCCACUAGAUCCCGGGCCGGACGGAUGUUCCGGCGACCGCCUGCACAAAACUCGGGAAACUGACGAGAAGAUUUUAGGGAAUUUUCCCCAGUUUUUUUCGGGAGACGAAGUGGGGGCGGGCAGGCGAUCCUGUGAGCUGCGUUGCUGCUGCUACUGCCAUGAAGCUGCCUGGCUGGAUGGCUGUGGCGCUGCUGCUUGCGCACUCGGUGUCGGCACAGCGUCGAUCAUUACAGCUAGUAGAUCAGGAGAACUCUGGAGAUGGCUUCUUUGAUGAUGAGGACUAUUCCUCUGGUUCAGGCUCAGGCUACCCAGCGUUUGAGAUAGAUGCCACUGAACUGGGUAUACCUUUAACCACAAAAGAGCCCCUGCCACAAUCAACCACACAGGCCACUGGGCCAGCCCCUUCAGCCCCACCCGCUGCAGAACCUAGCAGCCCCCCGGCACCAGAAAUAGAGAGGGAGAGUGGUAUGGAUAGUGAUAGAGAACUGGAGAUGGAGAAAAAGAGAGCCCAUCAGAUUGAGCACGAACAGGAAAUGCGGGAAAGAGAGAGAGAGCGUGAGAGGGAAAGAGAACGAGAGAGGGAAAGGGAGAGAGAGAGGGAGAGAGAAAGAGAGAGGGAACGAGAACGUGAAAGGGAACGUGAAAGAGAACGUGAAAGAGAACGUGAACAUGAAAGAGAGAGAGAGAGGGUAAGAAGUACAAUUGCACCCAGAAUACCAUUUGUUUCAAAAAUGACCACAGACUCUUUUAUGAUUGUGGAUAAGACCCCCAUCCCCACUGAGGAUACGGAGAGCCUUGGCACCACAGAAGAUGAGGAUGGUAUGUUCAUUUCCACGGAAACCUAUCCCUUUGACUCACUCAGUACAGAGCUCAUCAAAGUUGGCAUCACAAACACUGAAGAGGCUCCCAACAUUAUUGCUACCACUAUGGCUAUGCCAAUUACGACUCCUGCCACACCCAGCACUGCCCCUCCGCGAUCACGCAAACCUCAACAGAUUCCCAGUAUCACUCCUCCACGACCACGGAAACCUCAAACCACGCCCAGCCUAGCUACACCCACUGAAACUACACACCGCGUGCCAGCCUCUACAGUGCAGGUAAAAACAACAGAUUCAGACAUAAAUAAUGAAGUUGCAGUUGCAGGUCCCAGUGGGGACUCUGAGAUCCGAGACGAGGAAGGACGAGGAGGUAAUGAAGUGGGGCAUGGCAAAGGUGCAUCGGACGUCGGGGCAGAGCCUGAUUUGACUGGCAACACAAUAGAUACAGGAAGUUCAGCUGCCCAGCUUCCUCAAAAAAACAUCUUGGAAAGAAAAGAAGUUUUGAUAGCGGUGAUUGUGGGAGGUGUAGUUGGUGCACUCUUUGCUGCAUUCCUGGUAAUGUUACUUGUAUAUCGGAUGAAAAAGAAGGAUGAAGGCAGCUACACGCUGGAGGAACCCAAACAAGCUACAGUUACUUAUCAGAAACCAGACAAGCAGGAGGAAUUCUAUGCCUAAAAUCCUCACACAUUUUCUUUUUUGCAUCCCUUCAUCCUUCUAGCCUUUUCUCCCUCUGACCCUCCUUUCUUCUUGUCAUUUCUCUCUCAGUUUUUCCUGAUUCCCUUCCUUCAACAUGAGAGUGCCUGCCACUCUGCGGACUUGGGACUUUCUUUUGAAUGGAAAAAAAGAUUAUUAAAAAAAGGCUUUGUGCAGAAUUUUGCAGAUCUGCUUAGGAAGGGAUAGGGACUCCAUACAUUAAAAGAAAAGAAAAAAAAAAAGUUUUUAAGUACUCGUUGCUAUUGAUAUGUUUAAGAUUGUCGUUCUAUGAAAUUUAUGACAUAAAACCUUUUUUGUAAAGACAUGUUCUAUAAAUGCACAAUGUUCCUCUCCAGCUGAACAUGGAAGUCAAGAAGCAUGACUAAGGGAGUGAGGAAGGAAAAAAGGACAGAGAAGGUCAUGGUGGGACAGAGAGGGACAGGGGGAAAGGAAUCAAAAAGAUAAGAUAGAGAGAGAAAGGAAGAGAAGGAAUUUUUAAGCCGUGCUAUUCUAAAAAGGUCAUGCUUCUGUCACAAGGGUUGCGUUGUGCCUUCCAUUUCCCUGGUGCUAGAAGAUGAGCGUGACCACAGAAUUGUGUAUGUGAAUGCAUUUGUUUGUGUGUGUUUGCUGUGUGUGUGUAUGUGUGUGUGUGUGUAUAUGCGUGUGCUUUUGUGCACGUGUGAGGCUGAGGUGUCAUGAAAUUGUUGCCAUCACUGACCUUAGUAAGCUGAGCCACACACACACACACACACACACACACACACACACACACACACACACACACACACACACACACACACCACACUGCACAUGUUGUAACUCCCUCUGCUGGUGAGAUUGAAUAUCAGACAGGCUGGCCUCAAUGACUGUAGAACGAUAUCUUUAAAGCAAGGAGGCUGGAAAAAGAAAACUAUGAUUAACACAGCACAUGAACAUUAAGGAAACAUUUGCUGUUUGCUGUGAUGGUGCGCAUGCAAAGAAACAGGAUUAGCUAUUUCUCUGUUCUGUACAAAAACAAUUAGUUAUCAAUAGUAAAAAAUAAUCAGAAAUAUAUCAGGAGUUCUGAAUGGAUGGUAAAAGAUGAUAAUAUUAGUAGUGAAGGAUAUCUAUUUAUCUGUGCAGUAAAGGUUUUACUGGUGUAAAUAUCAACUCUUUUCUAAUUUCAGUUUAUCAUGCUUUUAAUUAUGCCUUUUAUGUAUUAAAUAUCUGCGCGUACAAACACAUACAAUCACUUUAGGAAUAUCAGUCCCAAUGUUUCAGCAAACUGUGUAGAGAUUUUAUUUAACCUAACAGACCCUUCUGCCCAUUACUUCAAUAGAAAAUCUGAACAUUCCUUAUAUUUUCAGUAUUUUGUUGAUGUUUUAUCAGGUAAAAAGCACAAGCUCACAAAAUGUGUCUCACAUUCUCAUUGAUAUUCACAUCCUACCACAUUCAAACAUCAUCACAUUCACACACAAUACUACACCAUUAGAUGUCCAGCGGUCCUGUCCUCUCAAUGAUACAAGAGUUACAAGGCAUGGACUGUGUGGUUGGGAGAGGAAUUUCAGGAAAUCAGUAUGUGGUCAAAUUUAAAGCUAACAGAUGAAAGGAUUAAUGGUCCAGGAUGAGUACUGUAUUAAAUACAGAGAAAGUUCAGCUUAAGGGAUUUUGUUGGGGGAAAAAACAGAACCUAUUUAAAGAGUCAAGAAAAGGUCAUAAGAGUUUGUCAGGUUGUUUUUGAUUAUGGUGCAACAUUGUGUCAGAGUGCUGUACAUCGUGGUCAAUAAAAACGAAAUGGCUGCACAGUUAGAGUUAGGUAAAAGUGCAUGAUGUAGCAAUAAUGCAGCUAUUAACGUUGACAUACCCAUAAUGCUGUCACCCUCCACUGCUGCUGAGGGAGAAUGUACCCACAAUCUCAUGCAGAUUUCAACUGCCUGGCCUUACUGUAACCUUAACAAACACUGUAGUCACAUGUAUGUGGUGUUACAUGUUGGUCAUAUAUCAUUCCAUGUGCUACAGCGCUGGGUGAUAUGAGCAAGUCCAUAGCACAAUUUAAUACGUCCCUUACUGCCCACUGUAGCAAAUCACUGGUAGGUAAACUAACAAAUUCACAACAUAUCACUAUAAGGGGACACAAAGGGACAGGGCUAUGAAUCUAAUAAACUGCACUGAACCACAAUUCUUAACACAGCCAACCCACUUUAAUUCCAUCAAUUCCAGUAGAGCACUCAAAGACAUCGAUGCUCAUUUAAAGCAGGGUGUCAGACACCACAGAAGAGUACAGCAUUACUUCCUUUUUUUAAUAGUUUAUUUAAUUAAUCACCAAUGCCUUGAUUAGAUACAUUUGGUGUACUUGAAGAGAGAAAAGAUAUAGCUGUCACCUGCUGGAGUCUGACAUCCUGAUUUAAAGUCUGUGGGGGGGAAGGAAAUAUUGGGUGGUGUUGUAAGCAUGUGAGGUGGCUGUACAUCUAUUUAUGAUUGUAAUGUCACAUCAGUGCACCUGUAGCUUGGAUAUUGUUUAAUAUAAUAAUCAAAUCUGUAUGACCAUGUCAUGCCUGUGUGUGCAUGUAUGUGCCCAUGCGCUGACUGAAAUGUAUCUGCCCAAUGUUUUUUCCUCUUCAACUUUUCUUCCAUCAUUAUGGGGUUUUGUCAUGGACUAAAAUUACUUCAGUUAGUAAAAUAAUUUAUGAUAGAAGGCAAGACACUCCAAUGCAAAGGUUUUUUUUUAUGGUUUAUGGGUAAAGAUUAUUGCACUAGCUGUGAUUUCUCGCUUCAUAACAUACCCUCCCAGGCACAUUCUACUACUGUCAUUAGUAGAAAUAAUUACUGUAGAACACAAAAAAAGGUGUGCUUUAUAAAUAGGCUCUUGGGAAAUUCCUUAUGACCACAAACACAUUAUGCACCUUUUGUGAUUUAGUGCACUAACAAUAUUGUCACACAAUCUCAGCAAUCACUCUUAAAUAGUAAUAAGUUUGCCUUCACAGUCAAUAUGAUUACUAGCUCAAUUUGUAAAAAUAUUGACACCUACACAUUCAGAUCAUACUUCAGGGAUUAAGAUGUUUUGAUUGUUCACAUUUUAAACAUAUGUAGCUAUUUCCAGCAUGGCUACAAGCUUAAAAUGACCUACAAGGAUACAAAGAACUGUUGUGUUGUGUGUGUAUAUAUAUAUAUAUAUAUAUAUAUAUAUAUAUAUAUAUAUAUAUAUAUAUAUACACACAACAAAACACAAAUACACAUAUGCACAGACCUCCCAACAACACCACUUGUUUACUUGGGAAUGUCUGGUGCUCAUUGUGUGUUAAACCUGAAUUGAUUUGUCUCAGUGAAAUUUAAAUUUUGUUUGUUGAUUGCUGUUUUCCCCACCAUUUACCUUAACCUGUCACUUUCUACCCAUGGCCAAAUAAGAGGCAGGCCUUCCUGUGUUUGUGUGCCAAACACAGGCCAGCAUGGUUUUGAUGUGAAGGUUGCCCAUUGUGUUUUAUACGUGCACAUUUUUACGAGCAGAGGUUUUUAUUUCUCCUCAUUUGGUUUGUGUAUAUGGGGGGGGCGACAUUCUGUCACUAAUAUGCCACUCUGUUCUAAAUAAAAGACCUGGUUGGGUA